AUGCCCCUUCCCGAAGCUCGGGAGCCUGGAGUGGACACGCGGGUUGAGCAGCCAGAGGCCCCAGACUCCACUCGGCGGAAGUCCUGGCUGGCGCUGUAUCUGUCACUGCUACUGCGGCGGGACCGGCUGGCGCAGAAAGCCGGGCAGCUCUUCUCGGGGCUCCUGGCCCUCAACGUGGUGUUCCUGGGCGGGGCCUUCAUCUGCAGCAUGAUCUUCAACAGCGUAGCCGUCACGCUGGGCGACGUGUGGAUCCUGCUGGCGGCCCUCAAGGCCCUCUCCCUGCUCUGGCUGCUCUAUUACGCGGUGGGCACCACCCGCCGGCCUCACGCCGUGCUCUACCGGGACCCUCACGCCGGCCCCAUCUGGGUACGGGGCUCCCUGGUGCUGUUCGGCAGCUGUACCGUCUGCCUCAACGUCUUCCAAGUGGGCUACUACGUGAGCCACAGCCACUGCAAGUCCCAGCUGGAGGUCAUCUUCCCCGUGAUCGAGAUCGUCUUCAUGGGCGUGCAGACCUGGGUGCUCUUGAAACAUUGUAAGGACUGUGUUCAGGUCCAGACCAACUUCACCAGGUGUGGCCUGAUGCUGACCCUGGCCACCAACCUGCUGCUGUGGAUUCUGGCUGUGACCAACGACUCCAUGCACCGCGAGAUUGAGGCCGAGCUCAACACCCUCAUGGAAGAGCACACAGGCAACGAGACGAGCGUCUGUCUCUGUGUGAAUGCCACGGUGUGCGAGGUCUUCCGGAAGGGCUACCUGAUGCUGUACCCCUUCGGCACCGAGUGCUGUCUGAUCUGCUGUGCCGUGCUCUACGUCAUAUGGAAGAACGUAGGCCGCCGCCUGGCGCCCCACCCCGGCGCCCACCCCGGCUCCCCCUCCUUCCGCCUGCACGGGGCCAUCUUCGGGCCGCUGCUGGGCCUGCUGGCCCUGGUGGCGGGAGUAAGCAUCUUCGUGGUCUUCCAGAUCGAGGCCAGCGGCCCUGCCAUGGCCCGCCAGUACUUCACCCUCUAUUACGCCUACUACGUGGCUGUGCUGCCCGCCAUGAGCCUGGCGUGCCUGGCGGGCACAGCCAUCCACGGGCUGGAGCAGCGGGAGCUGGACACGCUCAAGAACCCCACGCGCAGCCUGGACGUGGUGCUGCUGAUGGGCGCCGCGCUGGGCCAGAUGGGCAUCUCCUACUUCUCCAUCGUGGCCAUCGUGGCCACGGACCCCCACCAGCUGCUCAACCGGCUCAUCCUGGCCUACUCGCUGCUGCUCAUCUUGCAGCACAUCGCCCAGAACCUCUUCAUCAUCGAGGGCCUGCACCGGCGCCCCCUCUGGGAGGCGGCUCCCACGGGCCUGGCGGAGAAGCAGGGGGCAGAGCCUCCCCGGAGGGGCUCCCUGCUGUCGCUGAGCCAGGACCUGCACCGGGCCUCGCUGGCCUACAUCCACUCCUACAGCCACCUCAACUGGAAGCGGCGGGCGCUCAAAGAGAUCUCCCUCUUUCUCAUCCUGUGCAAUAUCACGCUGUGGGUGAUGCCGGCGUUUGGCGUCCACCCCGAGUUCGAGAACGGGCUGGAAAAAGAUUUCUAUGGCUACCGGACCUGGUUCACCAUCGUCAACUUGGGCCUGCCCCUGGGGGUCUUCUACCGGAUGCACUCUGUGGGGGGGCUGGUGGAGGUCUACCUGGGGGCCUGAGGCAGCAGAACCCCGAGGUGUCAAGGCCG
Lepus europaeus (European hare) is the source of this 1703-nucleotide messenger RNA. RefSeq names its product otopetrin 3 (gene OTOP3). The record is from RefSeq and is a predicted model, not a curated record. The transcript is spliced from 6 exons. Gene Ontology annotation, biological process: proton transmembrane transport. Bases 1 to 1674 code for a protein of 557 amino acids. Lineage: Eukaryota; Metazoa; Chordata; Mammalia; Lagomorpha; Leporidae. Gene Ontology annotation, molecular function: proton channel activity. Gene Ontology annotation, cellular component: membrane.